Messenger RNA from Giardia duodenalis, 618 nucleotides. RefSeq lists its product as uncharacterized. Bases 1 to 618 code for a protein of 205 amino acids. The record is from RefSeq and is a predicted model, not a curated record. NCBI's taxonomy places the organism in Eukaryota, Fornicata, Diplomonadida, Hexamitidae. The transcript has a single exon.
AUGUGUUACAUCAGAUGGGGCUCAUUCAGCUGCUGGUACAAUGGUCAGGAGUGGCUCAUCCACUACCACAUUAAGUUCCCAAAAUUAAAAUCAAUGACACUUAGAGAUAAGCUGAGGAGGGGAACUAGAUGGCUUACCAGAAGGAUGCGUCUUGUACGCUGCAUAGUGCUGCUCUUACUACUUAUUGCUGCGGUUGACAAAAGCCUGGCACUCAAGAACGCCAGCCAGGAGGCCUAUAGAAUCACCUCUCUUCCAACUCACGAAAGCAGCUUUGUCGUCUUUAAGCCCAGUCUUACUCGUCAAUACAAGCAAAAGGGCCUACUGAAAGCGUGGAAUUUUGGUGGGCGACAGGUAGAGGUCAUGGCGUCGCGUUCUGAGCCCAGCGUUUACGCAAACUGGCCCACUGCAAGCUCCUUUGCAGACUGGGUUUCCAGUGCAGAGCACGAGAGCCUAAAGAUAGUGUGUGACCCGUCCUGCGACGUUCCAAGCCAAUAUUAUCUCCUUAGCCCGUAUCAGAGUAAUAUUGGUAAUUUAGCUAUGAGCAUUAGACGUGCUGAUAGGAUGUCCCAACUCCUUGCGAUUUUCCUUGUGAUUGAUAUGCUGGGAUGGCUUCUGUAG